AUGGAUCUCAUCAACCUUAGAAUUCUUUCUUUCUAUCACUGGCUCUUUGUUUGUUACUUGCUAUUCCAUCUUCCUUUAAAUCAUGCUCUAUCAUUCAAGUUCCCUGAUUUUAAACAAGAUGGCAGGUUAAAAUUAAAUGGUACUGCCUCCAUCCAAAAUGGAAUACUUGCACUCACAAGUUACUCCACUAACAAUACUGCAGCGGGCCGAGCUACAUAUUUUGAAGAUAUGCAGCUUUUCGAUCCGAUUACAGGUAAAUCCACAGACUUCACUACUCAUUUUUCAUUCAAAAUAUCAACAAUUACUUCACCAGGCCAAGAUGGGCUUACAUUUUUCCUUGCACCAAAUGGUUCUCAUCUUCCAAAUGAUGCUGAAGGAGGAUGCCUUGCACUUAUUAGCAAAUGUAACGAUUUCACUAUACACAGAAAAGAAUUAGUUGCUGUUGAGUUUGACACCUAUAAUAAUACAUGGGAUGAAACUGAUAGUGAACAUGUUGGUAUCAACAUUAACUCCAUCAAGUCAGCUGUAAGCACAGAUUUGAGCCGAAGUAUGAAAAAUGCAUCUAGAAUUGAUGUAAGGAUCAGUUAUGAUUCUAAAAAAAACAAUUUGAGUGUAUCAUGGGCUUUCCCUGACAGCCCAUUUCUUGGUGGGAAUACUAAUCUUUUACACACUAUUAAUCUAACAGCAUAUCUGCCUGAAUGGGUAUCCAUUGGCUUUUCAGCUGGAUCUGCUUGGUAUUUUGAGACGCAUGACAUUCUUUCAUGGGAGUUUGAAACAAUUUUUUCUUCAGAAAGUUCCCAUAGAGGAUUAAUAAUUGGUAGUGUAAUUGGUGGAUUUUUUUCAGCUUGUGGGGUAGUUUUAAUUUUGGUAUUUGUUUGGAGGAGGAGCAGAGAAAAAGCGAAGGACGGUGUAAGUAAUGGUGACUCUUCCAUGGAACGAGAAAUCGAACAUGGUACAGGACCUAAGAGGUUUUCUUAUGAUGAACUAGUUCGGGCCACAAACAACUUUGCAGAAGAUGGCAAACUUGGGGAAGGAGGGUUUGGAGGGGUUUAUAAAGGCUUUUUGAGUGAUCGGCAUGAAUUUGUUGCAGUUAAAAAGGUUUCUAAACGCUCCAAUCAAGGAAAAAAAGAAUACAUAUCAGAGGUAAAAAUCAUUAGUAGGUUGACACAUAAAAAUCUGGUACAAUUAAUUGGUUGGUGCCAUGAAUUUGGUGAUCUCCUUCUUGUCUAUGAGUUCAUGCCUCAUGGUAGCCUUGAUUUUCACCUUUUUGGAGAAAGAACAAUGCUUGACUGGGCAACAAGGUAUAAAAUAACCCUUAAUCUUGCCUCUUCAUUGCUUUAUCUACAUGAAGACUCGGGACAAUGUGUGGUGCAUAGAGAUAUUAAAUCAAGCAACAUAAUGUUGGAUUCAGAUUUCAAUGCAAAGCUUGGGGACUUUGGUCUAGCGAGGCUUAUGGAUGAAAAGCUGGGCAUCAAGACAACCGGGUUAGCUGGAACUUUUGGUUACAUGGCACCUGAAUACAUAAGCACGCGCAAGGCCACAAAAGGGUCAGAUAUCUUUAGCUUUGGUGUGGUAGCACUAGAAAUAGCAUGUGGAAAAAGAUCAACAGAACCUGAAUUCGAGGGUCCUCAUGUUCCAUUGGUUGCUUUGGUUUGGGAGUCAUACGGAAAUGAAAGGCUUCAUGAUAUGGCUGACAGGAGAUUAAGUAUGGAGUUUGACAUGAAACAGAUGGAGUGUUUGUUGAUUACUGGACUGUGGUGUGCUCAUCCAGAUCCAAGCAUGAGGCCAUCCAUAAGGGAAGCCAUACAGGUUCUCAAUUUUGAAGCUCCACUGCCAAAUCUUGCGAAGAAGAUGCCAGUUGCCAACUAUGAUGUUCAUGUACCUGCUGUCCCUCCAGCUAGUAGUAUAGCUGCGCCCCAUGUGUCUUUUUCAUCUAUUAAUAUUGGCCGGUAA
This is a messenger RNA of Quercus lobata, 1953 nucleotides long. Its product is annotated as L-type lectin-domain containing receptor kinase IX.1-like. NCBI's taxonomy places the organism in Eukaryota, Viridiplantae, Streptophyta, Magnoliopsida, Fagales, Fagaceae. The transcript has a single exon. Gene Ontology annotation, molecular function: ATP binding; carbohydrate binding; protein kinase activity. Gene Ontology annotation, biological process: protein phosphorylation. The coding region runs from base 1 to 1953 and encodes 650 amino acids. The record is from RefSeq and is a predicted model, not a curated record.